GAUCUGGAUCCUAGCUAAAAAUAAGAGUAAAAAAAAUCGGAAGUUCUGUCAAUUUUCGAUGGUUGCCAAAAAAAUCUCUGUGUCAUUAACCAGUUGGGGAACCACUGUAAACAACAAAGUGAAGCAUUAAUCAACAUUUUCGACCAGGUUACUAUCAAAUAAGUUAAACAUGGCAUCAAGAGCUGGAUAUAGACCAGAGGGAUCUGAUGGAAGUGAUCAUUGGCACAGAGAGAGUAUUGCUUGGCAGUAUAAAAUUAGUUCCAUCAACAAAGGUCGACUGAGGCUAGCACUUUUUCUCCACAUAAUGAUUGGCCUUUUAAUGUUUGUACGCCUUCUGCCUGGAAUUACUGGGGCUUUUGGCUUUACAGUAGUCAGCCUUCGACGCCUUGACCUGCCACACCCACGACCCUGGGAAUAUGCAUGGCUAGUUAGUCUCAUAGCUGCUGUAAUAGGCUGGCGUUCAACUCCACAGAACAACUCAUUUUUGUUGAAGCAAUUUCUCUUGGGCUUAGUAGUUUUUGGCAUCGUUCCAAUUUUUUUUGCAUUUUUCGAUUUGAAGAAGGAUAUAGUACUGUAUUUACAAGAGAGGAAAUACACAUAUGAGAUGUUUGGAUUUCCUGCUGUAUUGCUGUGGUUUGCAUUUUUGCUCAUAGCCCUUCAGGUUCACCUGUUCUCUGUAUACUUUAGCUACAUCCUUCUUGGCUCUUGGAAGCCUCGUGUAACUGAUAAGUUGAAAGCCAGAUAAUGCAUUUAUACAAUAAAUUAGUAUGCCUAAUUAAAUUAUCAAUGAGCAUGGUUGCUUAAUUAAUUAUCCUGUGAUGUAAGUCAUAUCCAGCUGAUUUGAUUGAUUCUCUAUUUGCCUUGUGAAAUGACUACUUGCCCAUCUUCAAAUACGCUCAACAAAAUUUCCUCUAAAGAUUGUACUUGAAGUUUCUUCAAACUGAUUUUCUACCACCUUGUAUUCAGUAGUGGAUAAUUUUAUAAGUUUAUUCCUGCAAACCCAAAAUUUUUGUUCAGUUAUGUAGACAUUUUAUUUUUAAAUUUUUAUUGUUUUCAUCCAAUGCACUAUUCUUUCUCAAUAAAACAGCUGAUCUCAGAUUUGAUGUAUUCGUCAGAUAUUUAAAUGCAAAAUGUGCAUAAACAAGUAUAGUACCAUUUAACAGGAAGAAAAAACACGAGAUUUUUUUUUAUAACAGCUAAAAUUGCUCAUUGGACAUUUUUGCAAUAUUACAGUUAACUUACGCAAUUUGUAAAAAAUUGAAAUAAUCAAUUUAAGUC
Messenger RNA from Physella acuta, 1278 nucleotides. Its product is annotated as protein jagunal. Gene Ontology annotation, cellular component: endoplasmic reticulum membrane. Gene Ontology annotation, biological process: vesicle-mediated transport; endoplasmic reticulum organization. The record is from RefSeq and is a predicted model, not a curated record. Lineage: Eukaryota; Metazoa; Mollusca; Gastropoda; Physidae.